CGUUUAAGGACUUAUAGUAUCCUACACGUGAUUUAUUUUACACUGGAACUGAUCAUAAUGCGAAAGGUGUCAUCGAUGACUCCUCACUGGAGUCAAAACACUUUCGUCCAUAUUUACUAAAUCAUAAAUCAGAGAAUGCCAGCCUGAGUGGUCUUCAGUUUGUUGCGAUACCGAUUGUAUUCUUUUCGUUGAUUACAUACUUCAAUACAGUGGAAGGAAGAUAUUGAAAAAUUCUCUCGAGAUCGACAUCACAACAAUAAAGGGGGUACCCGUUUAUCAGAGGGAGUGUUCAAUAAGCAAUAUGACUGACUAUGCUGAAGAAGGAAUGGUGUUCGUAAAAGAACUGACAGAACACCUACGGUUAAAUCAAGAAGCUGAUGCUAUCAAGCAUCUCGGCCAGCAGUAUAGAGAAUUGCAUCAACUACAAUGCAGUCAGCAGCAGCAAAUGAAGGAUGAUAUUAUGCGUUACACCAAGCUGAACGAGGAACGAGCCAAGUUAAUAGCAAAUGACAAUAGUUUGGAAGAAAUACAGAAUCAGGAACUGAUUGCUAACGGAGAAUACCAAAAAAUACAAGCACAUUCGAAAGACCAGUUGAAAGAGAGUGAAUCUCUCGACAAACGCAUUGAAGAAGAGAAGAAAAAAAAAGAGAAGAAUGAGAAAUUAAGUGAGGAUUUAGCUGAACAGACUAAAGAUUCUUUAGUCAAAACUAGAUUAAAGGUGGACUUGUACCAGAAUAUGUUAAAUAUCCAGUGGGACUACGAUUGCGAUUCAAAUACAGUUAACGGAUUUGUUAGCACCAAGCAUGAUGUACGACCGUUCUCUUUGAACAAACAGCAGAAUUCACAAUUUUUUAUCACCAAUUACCUGUGGGAUCUGGUAGAAGCUGCUCAUCAAGAACCAACUUUACCUUAGGAGUGGACUCUUUAAGUUUUAUGUAUUUUAAGAAAUUUGUCUUAUUUUUGUUCAGAGCAUGCUGCUUUAGUGUCUUGAUACAUUUAAUGUUGUAUUUUAUUUAGUGAGCUAGGGAGUUUUUAAAGAAAAUGCAUCUUCUAAGUGAGGUGGUAUCAUGAAAGAAUGUCUCGCACAUUUCCUUUAAAUUAUACAUCACUGCCAAUUUUUGUUCUGUAGAGAUAGAGAUGUACAAUAUUGUAAUUGUUUAAUCAAACUCUAAUAAAAUUUAUGAAUA
Molecule: messenger RNA, 1187 nt
Organism: Saccoglossus kowalevskii
Lineage: Eukaryota; Metazoa; Hemichordata; Enteropneusta; Harrimaniidae
Product: kinetochore protein spc24-like
Biological process (GO): chromosome segregation
Cellular component (GO): Ndc80 complex
Molecular function (GO): microtubule binding
Source: RefSeq, a predicted model, not a curated record